AUGGUGCCUCCGGCACAUGAAAUUCACUUACAUAAUGGCAAAAUUCUAACAGAGGAAUCGAAAUUCAACUCCGAUGGUGGAAAGAGUUUCCAUCUAUUGGAAAAGCUGGAACAGAGUUACACUUUCUUAUCUCUGACCUGCAGCCAAUGCUUUGAGGCUUCAUUCACACAUAUCGCCGCAUCAAAAUAUAGGUUGAGCCGAUAGAACUGAAACGAAAGUAAAUAUAGCAACUUAUCGAUUUUGCGGUCGCACAGAGUAGUAGUAGGGUAGCAAUUGAAUAGAAUCGUGCAGAUAUGUAGAAUACAAUAGGACACGGAGUCUCAGUGCUGGGACCAGCUUCAGACGAUUAAAACGAAAAACAAUUACCUCCAUACUCAGUGUAGACGUUAUUAUCUUAAACAUACAGUGCUUCUCAAAAAGCCACCUGCUUGUUUCUUGAAAGGGUAAAGUUAGCAAACUGAAAUUCAGGGUUAUGAAGUUAUUGUAUGAAUGCUAUAUUUAAACUUAAAGUGGCCGUUGCAAAUUUUAAGCCGAC
This is a messenger RNA of Acanthoscelides obtectus, 535 nucleotides long. Lineage: Eukaryota; Metazoa; Arthropoda; Insecta; Coleoptera; Chrysomelidae. The record is from the annotation of a GenBank genome assembly.